Molecule: messenger RNA, 486 nt
Organism: Nipponia nippon (crested ibis)
Lineage: Eukaryota; Metazoa; Chordata; Aves; Pelecaniformes; Threskiornithidae
Source: RefSeq, a predicted model, not a curated record
AUGGCACCGCAACGAGCCUUUGGGCUGGGGGGAAGCCACCGCCACUCCACGCCUCCUCCAAGCCCUGCUCCAAACAGGGCUCUGCACAUCCCGCCAGCACCAGAACUCUCUCUUCCCUUUGCCUCAACCCUUGCCUCCGGCCUUUCUUCCCCACCCUCCGCACCUUCAAACACAGGAGCUGGGGCAGCUCCAUCCAGGAACACGGCCCAUGCUCACGUGCCUACACCCAGAGCCGCCUCUUCGCAAGCCGCCACCGCCGCCGCCCCCAGGCCCUCGCUCCACCAGGGGGCUCCCCAGGCUCCGCCAAGGGGCAGCCAUCGGCAUCAGAACCAGCUCUCCCGCCCUGGCCUCCUCAGCCUUUUCCGCCUGCCGCCCCGCUUUACACCCACUCAGCAGCAGCUCUGCAGUCCUCGGGACAACGACCACACGGACCUGCUGCAGCGGCUCCGCAGGAGGGCCACACGCACCUUUUCACGGCGCCCCUAG